Trichechus manatus latirostris (Florida manatee) is the source of this 1460-nucleotide messenger RNA. RefSeq names its product L-threonine 3-dehydrogenase, mitochondrial-like. NCBI's taxonomy places the organism in Eukaryota, Metazoa, Chordata, Mammalia, Sirenia, Trichechidae. The transcript has 8 exons. The record is from RefSeq and is a predicted model, not a curated record. Gene Ontology annotation, molecular function: L-threonine 3-dehydrogenase activity. Gene Ontology annotation, biological process: L-threonine catabolic process.
AUGCCAAUUAUUAGGACUCUGAGUCAGGUUGGCUGGAUGUUGCCGAACCCAGUAUGUGGCUGUCGGACGUGUGUGGUACCUCUCAGGUUUCUGGGCUUCUCCCUUUGGCAAAUCCCAGCAGAUGCCAAGUUCUGCUCUAUUUCUUUCUCUGAGACAGACCAUCCACGUGUCUUAAUCACAGGGGGUCUUGGCCAGCUUGGAGUGGGGCUUGCUAACUUUUUGAGGAAACGAUUUGGAAAGGACAAUGUGAUCUUGUCUGAUAUAAGGAAACCCCCCAACCACAUCUUCCAUAGUGGCCCAUUCAUUUAUUCCGAUAUUCUGGAUUACAAGAAUCUUCGCGAGAUAGUGGUAAACAACCGAAUCACCUGGUUGUUUCAUUAUAGCGCUUUGCUCAGUGCCGCCGGAGAAGCAAAUGCAUCUUUGGCGAGAGCUGUGAAUAGUAAGCGACUGCAUCAUGUUCUGGAUGUUGCAGUAGAACACAAUUUGCGAUUGUUUGUGCCUAGCACAAUUGGAGCCUUUGGACCUACUUCUCCCCGGAACCCAACCCCCGAUCUCUGUAUUCAGAGACCCAGGACCAUCUAUGGUGUGUCCAAGGUCCACGCGGAGCUCAUGGGAGAAUACUAUUUUCAUCAAUAUGGGUUAGAUUUUUGAUGCCUGAGAUAUCCUGGAAUCAUUUCAGCCAACUCUCAACCUGGAGGAGGAACAACUGACUAUGCAGUCCAGAUUUUCCAUGAUGCCACAAAGAAUGGCAAAUUUGAGUGCAACCUGAAACCGAACACGAGACUCCCAAUGAUGUAUAUUGAUGACUGCCUCAGGGCCACCCUGGAAGUCAUGGAGGCCCCAGCAGAGUCUCUCUCUAUGAGAACGUACAACAUCAAUGCCGUGAGCUUCACCCCCAGGGAUCUGGCCCAAGAGGUUCUCAAGCAUGUACCGGAAUUCCAGAUCACAUACAACGUGGAUUCUGUUCUACAGGCCAUAGCGGAUAGUUGGCCAGUGAACUUUGAUGACAGCAAUGCUCGGAAGGACUGGGGGUGGAAACACAAUUUUGAUCUUCCAGAAUUGGUGAUGAAGAUGUUGAACUUCCAGGGUUCUGACACCAGGGUUGCCCAAGCUAACUGAAGUCACCAAAAGGAAGAACAUCUGUAUCCUGGACAGCUGUCAAGGGAAAACUAUAAAGUUAAUUAUGUUGUAGACCCCAAGGAACCUAAAUUAUUUGAACUUGAAGGACUAAUUGUACUUAACUUUGGCAGCACAUAUUAAACUGCUAAAUGGAGAAUGUAGUUGGCAUUAAGCAUUUUAAAAAUGCUUUAAGUUUGGUGGUAGGACUUUAAAAUCUUUGCUAUUUGCCUAAUCUUACACAAAUAUACAUAUAACAGAAUGAAGACAAUAGUUUCCAUUUCUUUAUUAAGAUGAAGUUACCAUUUUUUGGGAAGAAGAAAGUAUGUGACAUUUGUAUUAAU